Condylostylus longicornis is the source of this 5608-nucleotide messenger RNA. It is a transcript of the gene Diap1, whose product is annotated as death-associated inhibitor of apoptosis 1. Gene Ontology annotation, cellular component: nucleus; cytoplasm. The coding region runs from base 352 to 2136 and encodes 594 amino acids. The record is from RefSeq and is a predicted model, not a curated record. Gene Ontology annotation, biological process: regulation of cell cycle; positive regulation of protein ubiquitination; negative regulation of apoptotic process. Gene Ontology annotation, molecular function: cysteine-type endopeptidase inhibitor activity involved in apoptotic process; ubiquitin protein ligase activity. The transcript is spliced from 2 exons. Lineage: Eukaryota; Metazoa; Arthropoda; Insecta; Diptera; Dolichopodidae.
UUUCAAUAUUCGUGUAUAUACUCUUCUCGAGUUAAGUUCGCUGUUACCGAAUGAAGAGGAAGAAUAUAUUUUUCUUGUAAAAAAAAAAAUCAUAGUGUAAAAUACAUUCUUUUUUUUUUUUGCUCUUUUUGAAGAAAAAGUGGUGGAAUUAAAAUUUAUUUUAGUGUAAAUUUAAACAAAAAUUCAUAAAUAAUUAAAAAACAUUUUUAAUAAAAUGGAUACAUUAUAAAUUAAACUUUUGGAUAAUAUUAAACUUGAAUUAAAAGAAAUUUUUGGAUACAACAAAUAAUUUCCUGUUACGAAUAUUUUUAUAUUAUUCUAUCCGGUGUAAUUGGUACAAUAUUAAACAAAAUGCUUGCAUCAUUACCACCAGCAAGUAAAUUAAAUGAUCCAUUAUCAUCAUCAACAACAUCAACAACAACAACAACACAACAACAAAAAACAACAGGAAAUAAUAUUAUAAAUAAAUCAGCAAGAAUAAUUCUUAGUAAUAAUCAAGAAACAGAUCAUAUAUCAUCAUCAAUAGGUAGCAAUUUUUCAUUUAUAAAUUAUAAAAAUGUUAAUUAUCAUCAAAGAAGUUAUUUUAAUGCACCAAUAUUUAAUAAAAAAAUUAUUACAAGUAGCAGUAGAGAUGUAAUUGACAAUAAAACCGAUAAUUUUCUAACGCCACCAUUUUGUAAUAUAAAAAGAAUGAGUGAAAUAUAUUGCAAUGAAAAUGAACGGUUAAAAACAUUCCGAGAUUGGCCGUUAGAUUUUAUUGAUAAAGAAAUUUUAGCAAAAACUGGUUUCUUUUUUACUGGUGAUGAUGAUAAAGUAAAAUGUUAUUUUUGUGAAGUUGAAAUUGGUAGAUGGGAAAGAAAUGAUAAUCCAAUUAGUGAACAUACAAGAUGGUCACCAAAUUGUCCAUUAAUACGUCGUAGACAAACAAAUAAUGUACCAAUUGAUUGUGAAUCAUUAAAUCGUUUAUUACCACCAAUUAGUUAUGAUGUAUGCGGUGCUAAUGAUAUUAUUGAAGUAAGACCAAAUGCAUAUGCUGAAGGUUCAAUAUCAUCAUUAUCACCAAUUGGUUCACCAAUAAAUAGUUUACCAAAUACACCAAAUUCAGUAACAGCUACAACACAAACAAAUUUCUUAUAUCCAGAUCAUCCUGAAUAUGCAAUUGAAUCAGCUAGAUUACGUUCAUUUGGUGAAUGGCCUCGCAAUAUGAAACAAAAACCAGAACAAUUAAGUGAAGCUGGUUUCUUUUAUACUGGUAUUGGUGAUCGUGUUAAAUGCUUUAGUUGUGGUGGUGGUCUUAAAGAUUGGGAUGAAAAUGAUGAUCCAUGGGAACAGCAUGCAUUAUGGUUAGGAAAUUGUCAUUAUUUAAAAUUAAUGAAAGGUAUUGAAUAUGUUCAAGCCGUAGCAGAAAAAUUUAAAACAGCUGAAGAAAAUGAUGAAGAAGAACAGCAACAACAACAAGAAUCCAAAGAAUUAGGAACAAAUGAAAAUAAAAAUGAACAACAAAUUGAAAAUAGUUUUAACAUUAGAUGUACGAAUAAUAAUUCUAAUAAUAAUAACAGCAGUUAUGAUGAAGUUCCAAAUGUUGCAUCAACAUCUUCAACAACAAGUCCUGCAAAAUCAAGUAUAAAAGCAACAUCAACUAAAACAGCAGAACAAUCUAAUAUUAAUAAUAAUAAUAGUAAUGUUAAUAAUAGCCAUCAAAAAGUUAAUUGUAAUAAUUGCAGUUCUGCAACAUCAUCUUCUAGUUCUGAUGAAGAAAAUAAUAGUGGUACAUCAAUAACAUCAUCAUCAUCAUCAUCAUUAUCGACAUCAUCGUCUUCAUCUACAUCAUCAUCAUCAGGUACUGGAAGUACUACUUCUGUAAAUAGCAAUAGUUCUAAAGAGGCUGAAACUGUAUGUAAACAACCAAAAUUAGAUUGUCAUCAUCAUCAUAUUAGUAGAGACUUACAUCAUGAGAAAAAAUCUAUAACAAUAUCUGAAGAAAAAUUAUGUAAAAUAUGUUAUGCUGCUGAAUAUAAUACAGCGUUUUUACCAUGUGGUCAUGUAGUUGCAUGUGCAAAAUGUGCAUCAUCUGUAACAAAGUGUCCAAUGUGCCGGAAACCAUUUACAGAUGUUAUGCGUGUAUAUUUUUCAUAAAAUUUAUUGUUAAUAAUGUAAAAAAAAUGUUUAAACUAUUCAAUUUAUUAUUUCAAUUAAUGAAAAAAAAAUUACAAUUAAAAAUUAUAAUAAUUUUUAUUAAUUUUGGUAAAAAUUUUGUAAAUUUAAAAUUUCAAUUUUUAAUUGUUCAUUGGGUGGAUGAUAAUUUUUUAGAAUAUUUAAAGAAAACAAAUUUUCAUAAACGAUUUGACCACCCCUCAUAAAAAAAUUUAAAAAUAAAAAAAAAAAAUCGAAUUUUUCAAUUUAUUGGAAUAUUUCCAUUUUUUUUUUUUUUUUUAAUUUUUUUAUGAGGGGUGGUUAAAAUGUUUUUAUUUAUGUUGUUUUUCCUGUUUUCUUUAAAAUUUAUUCAGAAAAACAAAAAAAAUUUUUCAAAUUUCAGUAUUACAAUUUUUUUUUUCCCACCCCUUAUAUUAGAUUCUUAUCAUUAUUAUUAAUUAAUUAUUUUAAUUAUUAUAAUGAAACAAAUGUAAAAAUAAAAAAAAAAAAUUAAUAAUAAUAAUUAAAAAAAAAAACACUAAUUACCUAAAUUUAACUUAAUGAGCUUUAUUAUAUAUAAUUAAUAAAUUAAUUAUAAAAGAAAAAGUGAAAAAAAAAUCGUAAAAAACAAUUUAGAUUUAGAGUAAAAAUUAAAGAAAAAAAAAUAAUAAAAAUAAACAAUAAAUAUCAUAAAAUGUUAUUUAAUUAAAAUAAAAAAAAAAUAAAAAUGAAUUUCAUGUUUUUUAAAUUAAAAUAAAUAUACAUAAAUAGAACUUGUAAAUCUUAUAGAAAUUGGUAGAAAGGAAAAAUUCCAUAAUUAUUAAAAAAUGCAAACAAACGAUAAAGCAAAAAAUUUUAUGAAAUUUUUUUCUAAGAACAUUUUGGUAAAAACUGUCUUUAGAGGGAAUUAAAAUUAUUAAGAAUAAAAUUGUUUUUUAUUGAAAAAUGAUAAGAAAAACAAACAAACAAAAUGUAAUUAAAUGACGUAAUUAUUUUAAAAAAGAAUUUUAAAAAUUUUUAUCAAAAGUGGUAUUUUCUUCUUAUUUCUUAAAUUUGAGUGGCUGUGGAAAAAUAUCACAUGCAAAUUUAUAUUAAAAAAUAAAAUACAAAAUGAACUUUUUUUUUCCAUAUAAGAAACAAAUAAAAAACAAUAAUGUAGAACAAAAUAAAUACGAACAGCUUUGUAUAGGUAUCAUAAAUGGAGAGGGAAAUUUUUUUUUUACAUUAUUAAAUUAAAAAUUGAGAAUUUUGAGAAAAAAAUGAGCUUUAAUUUUUAUAUUUUUUUUUGUUUUACAUUAAAUUUUCUCUUAAAUAUCAAUUUUUUUUGUUUUUUUAGACUGCAUAAUUCAUUUUAAAAUUUUCUGAUUAUUAUUUUAUAUUAAAAGCAGUUUUUAUAAAAUUAAAUUAUGAAAUAAUUAGUAGUAGCCCUUUGAAUAUAUCAAAUAAAAUAAUAUUAAGGGCAGCCUCUCUCUCCAUUUAUUUGAGAAGAAAUGUAAAAAAGAGAAAUCUUUUCAAAAACUAUUCUUUAAACCAAUAAUUUUGAACACAUAAAAAUAGCUUUCUUUUAGAAUUAGAAAAAAAUAAAUAAAUAAAAUAAAAUAAAGUAAAAUAUUUUCCAAUUUAAUAAAAAGUCAUUUUUUACCAUAAAAUUUUUUUUGUUCUAAUUAUGAGGAAAAAUUAAAAAUAUAUUUAGAAAAAGAAUUAUUGAAAAAUAAAUAUUGUAUGUAUUUUGGAAUUCAUUAAAAAGUUAACAAAAAAGCUUUCAUCUUCAAAUUUCUAAAAAAUUUUAAAAUUUUAAUUUCACACAAAAAUAUUAAAAAAUUGUUUUUUAAAUUUAAAUCUAACCACUUAAUAUGUGUGUUUUUUUUUUUUUGUUUUUAUUGACGAACUCUUAAAAUCUCUUAAAAUUUUUGUAUAAAAUUAAUAAUCUUGUAUGUUUAUAGAACAAUUUAAAAAAAAAAAAAAUAUGUUUGUUCUUAAAUAAAUAAAAAACUAAAAAAAAAAAUUAUAAUCAAAAAUUAUUUGUUUUUUAAUUUAAAUGCAACAAAAUAUUUAAAUUAUUUGUUGUGAAUUCUUAAAAAAUUUUCUAAUGCAAGUAAAGGAAAAUCAAGACAGACUUAAAAAUUGCAAAACAUUUGAAAAUUUAAUAAAGUAUUGAAAGAACGAGUGAAAUGAACGUGUAAAAUAAGUAUAAAAUUUUGAUUUUUGUUUUAAGAUAACAAAUUUAAUAUUUCUGUGAAAUAAUAACAAAUUUUUUUUUAUAUAUUUUUGUUUUAACAAUUUAUAACUUUAAUUAAUUGUUUUGUAUUUAAGUGCAGUAUGCAUGCAUUUUAAAAAUAAUAGAAAAAUAUUUUCACUAAUUCCUUAAAAUUUUUUCUAUUUUUCAUUUUUUAAUUAUUAAUUGAUUAAAUUUGAAUGGUUUUCUGUGUCAUGAAUUGCAAUAUUAUUAGGGAGAUCAAGUAAAUGUUUAAUAAUUAUAAAAAAAUUGUCAAUUGCAAUUCGAAAAAAAUGUUAAAAUUCUUGCAAUUAUUAUUAAAUUUCAUGUGAAUGUCUGAACUAUAAAACAUUAAAUUUCAAAAUUUCUAUGGAAUUUUGUUUUUAAAACCCUCUUGUUAUUUAAGGACAAAUAUUUUUGAGUUUAAUAUUUCAAAUAUUAAUUUUAAUUUUAUCCUAUUUGCAAAUCAACUAAGAUGAAUCAGAAAACAAGAACAGAAUUAUGCUAAGGCACUUUUUGUCUUUUUAAUAAUAAAAAUUCGAUUUGGAGUUCGUUUUUUUUUUUCUCUUCUUCUUAGUCUUGUUUCUUUUGUAAUAAUUAUUUCUAAAAAAAAAAAAUUUUUUUUGUUAGAUUUUUGAAAAUAAUAUUUUUAAUUUUUUUUUUUUUUUGUAAAAAUAAUCUUCAACAUAGAAAUAAAUUAAAUAUAUAUAUAUAUAUAUUAACCUAGAUAAUAAUUAUUUAUUUAAACUGAAAAUAAAUCUUAUAUAUUAUAAUAAAAAUAACUCGAACCUGAUGCAUAUAUAUAUAUAUAUAUAAAAGAAAAAAAAAAGCAAAAAAUUAAAUAUUAUAUACACCCAAUUUAAAUUAAGAAAAAUUAAAUGAUGUAAUUAAAAUAAAUUAUAAGAUUAUAAUUAAAAUAGAUAAAAAAAAUUUUCUAAUAUACAAGAAAACACAUUGAAAAAUUUUUUUAUUUAAAAAAGAUCCAUUAUUAAAAUAGUUGAAAUGUUAAUAAAUUUAAAUACAGAUAUAUGUAGGGUUUUUAGGUUUUUUUUUUGCAAUUGUAACUGUAAAAUUUUUAACAACUCAUGUUACAAAUUCUGCUUUUCUUGCAGAAAGCAGUUACAGAAUGAUCUUUUGCUUUAAGCGAAAACAAAUAAAUAGUUCAUAUGAGUUGUUGAGAAAUUUUACAGUUAUAAUGCAAAAUGUCUACAAAAAAAAAUUAAGCUUGGUUUAGACUAUUCAAACAAAAUGUCAAAAUAA